AAAGCAGCUGUUUGACUCAUCGUCAGUUUUUUCUGCAACCAAACAGAAGAUGGGUUAGGGGUGGAGGAAGUUGUGGGUAAUGGGUUUUGUUUCUGGUUGAGGAUUAAUUGUGGGUUUUAGCUGAACGAGACCCUUGAUGGUUUGAAUAUGAAAUCAUCUUUGAGGACAGUUGAUACUUUUGCAGUGCAAUGUGAAAAAUGUUAUAAAUGGAGGGUGAUUGAUACUGAAGAAGAGUAUGAGGAAAUCCGAAGCACCAUCCUUGAGGAGCCAUUCAUUUGUGGGAGAAAACCGGGUGUGUCUUGUGAGGAUCCUGCUGAUAUUGAGUACAAUGCGACUAGAACCUGGGUCAUUGACAAGCCUGGUCUUCCAAAGACUCCUGAAGGUUUUAAGAGAAGCUUGGUACUUAGAAGAGACUACUCUAAACUGGAUGCUUACUAUAUUACUCCUACAGGAAAGAGAGUCAGAACUCGCAAUGAAAUAGCAUCCUUCAUAGAGGCAAAUCCACAAUACAAAGGCAUUUCCAUUAAAGACUUUGAUUUUGGGAGUCCAAAGGUUAUGGAAGACACUAUCCCUGCUGAGUAUGUCAAAAAAAGUUCUAGUCCCAGUUCUAACAAAAAAUCCAAAACAUCAAAGGAUGCUGUUUCAAAUGGAACUGUUUUGCAUCUUGAGUGAGGUCUACUGACCUUGGUCCUUGAACUUGUACUUUGGUCAUGUAUUUUCUAGUAGGUUGGUUUGAGAAGUCUGUUUUGGGGUUGGCUUUCUUCUUCUAGUUGUUGACUGCGCUAUGGCAGUUAGGAAGUGCCAGGACUUCUUGGGAUGUUAAGUUAAAUAUUAUUGCUGAGGCUGUUAAUCCAAGGAUUGUUCUUAUUCUUGUAUCAGUCACAUAGCAGUACCACAUACAAUGUGCAAUCCUUUGAGGUGCCUCUUUGGUACUGGCUUCAAAGCAGGUAUCUAACUUGUGACUGGUUUAGACGUCCACGUUCCAUACUC
Molecule: messenger RNA, 990 nt
Organism: Rubroshorea leprosula
Lineage: Eukaryota; Viridiplantae; Streptophyta; Magnoliopsida; Malvales; Dipterocarpaceae
Source: the annotation of a GenBank genome assembly